Molecule: messenger RNA, 339 nt
Organism: Knipowitschia caucasica
Lineage: Eukaryota; Metazoa; Chordata; Actinopteri; Gobiiformes; Gobiidae
Source: the annotation of a GenBank genome assembly
AUGAUCAGAAAGUUUAUUGGAAAAUCCCAUGAGGUCCCCGACACUGAGCAGCAGAUCCAUCUUGUCCAAAUGCUCAGAAAAGUGGAGAAUGGGGUUAAGAUCCCACAGGACAGUCAGCUCACGGACAAAGACCUCAAAACCAUUGGGAAAGCUACUGCCAAAAGCUCGCUGCAGGAGUGUGGCUCGGUCUCUGCUCUAAUCUCCAUUGGGACUGGACUCGAAGAGGACCACUUCGACAAAAGCGGUAUCCUUGGAAAGAGCGCUCCCGAGUGCGCAGGCGAGCACCAGGGACGCCAGAAGCAGCGAGUCGGCUACGCGAUCCAAGCCUCUCCGCGGUAG